AUGCCUUUGCCUAGCCAUCAACAUGGGGCCUCGGUUCCUGCUUCCGGCGAGUGUACGAUCGCUUGCCCGACAGACAUGGAGGCUGCGCUCGGCGCCAACGCCGUGCGAUGCGCAGAGAUGGCUGCUUGUGCGAGUCCAAGAAAAGGAAAGACACCUUACGAGCAGGAAUUUGCCAAGCGCGUUGAACAGGCUACAUAUCAGGUCAAGAAGCUCACCACUACCGCCCACAAUGCCAUGAGCAAGCAGCUCUACUCGCAGUCCGGCCUUCAGGAUCUAGUCGGCGCGUUCGGCGAGCUCCUCGAGAAGGUCGCGGCACAGGACAAGCGCAAGCUCAAGCCCAAGGGAGCGGGCUACGAGACUAGGACUAUCAACACCUUUCCGACACCAGCCAUUAUUGUGGUUAAUACUUGGGCCAUGCUAUCCUCCUUGAUCGACGACGUUUAUACCCUCGACCACCACCGCACGUCGCCGCAACUCGCUGUUGACCUGGAGGGCGCAAAAUUCCAACGCAACGGAGACAUUUCUAUCGUCCAGAUCUCCAGCCACGAGCUCGACAGUGUCUACCUCGUCGAUAUCUACACUCUUGGAAAUGCAGUCUUCGAUGUCAAGGGUGCGAAGCAUUCAACUUGCAGUUUGAGAACCAUCCUCGAGUCGACUACCAUCUCCAAGCUGAUGUUCGAUUGCCGUACCGACAACGAUGUGCUCCUCCACACUGCCGGCGUGAGGCUCGCUGGAGUGAUCGACCUGCAGCUCCUGUUCCUUGCGACUCGAACCAAGUCAGGAGAACGCAAGAAGUUGCCGUCGCUCCCAAAAGUCAUCGGAUAUGCGGGUGGACUGCUCAAUACCGACAAGCAUAAGUGGAACUUCGACAAGCACUGGGGCAGAAUCGCGAUGACGACCGGACCCGACGAGGCACUGGAACUCAUAGAGAAGUUCGACGGCGAGUGGAACAAUAGCGAGUGCGGCAAGCUCAGCGGCCAGGAGGAUUACAAGUGGGUCAACCAGCGCCCUAUCUCGAAACUCAUUCAAAAGUACUGCGCUGCUGAUGUGGUCAUGUUACCAGCGGCAUACGAGUACUGCAUCAACCACCGAUUCUGGAACGAGGAGUGGGCUGACCGAGUUGAGAGGGAGAUGAAGUGGCGAUUGGGCAUGGCUGAUGCCGAGGUCUUUGAGCACAACUAUACAGUGCUCCAAGCAGCCCCACCAGGCUGGGAUAAGGUCAAACAGGUCGACAAGACAGAGACUGCAGGGAAAGUCGCCGUGAAGGCAAGCACCGCGACAUUGGUAGGCUGA
Molecule: messenger RNA, 1293 nt
Organism: Fulvia fulva
Lineage: Eukaryota; Fungi; Ascomycota; Dothideomycetes; Mycosphaerellales; Mycosphaerellaceae
Exons: 1
Coding region: 1-1293 (430 amino acids)
Biological process (GO): nucleobase-containing compound metabolic process
Molecular function (GO): nucleic acid binding; 3'-5' exonuclease activity
Source: RefSeq, a predicted model, not a curated record